AUGUGUCCAUUUGAAAAAGGUACUACGAGUAAAGCUGCAUCAACUGGUGACUUAGAAACAUUAAAAUUAGCUUACCAAAGUGGAUGUAAAUGGGAUGAAAAUACAACAAAGGAAGCUGCUGCAAAUGGUCAUUUCGAAUGUUUAAAAUAUGCACACGAAAAUGCAUGUAAAUGGAAUGAGAAAACCACACAGGCUGCUGCUGCAAAUGGGCAUUUAGAAUGUUUGAAGUAUGCACAUAAGAAUGGAUGUAGAUGGAAUGAAGAAACAACAAAAGCUGCUGCUCAAGGCGGUCAUUUAGACUGCUUAAUUUAUGCUCAUGAAAACGGAUGCAAAUUGGAUGAAACAAUAAUGGAAGAAGCUGCUAUUAAUGGUAAUUUAGAAAUAUUAAAAUACGCUCAUAAAAAUGGAUGCAAUUGGACCGAACGUACAAUGGUUUUUACUAUCGCAUAUGGAUAUUUAGAUUGCUUAAAAUAUGCACACGAAAAUGGAUGCAAAUGGGAUAAUAUCACGACUAGAAUCGCUGCGAAAAAUGGACAUUUAGAUUGCUUGAAAUAUAUUCACGAAAAUGGAUGGGAAUGGGAUGAUGAAACAACUAUAGUUGCUGCAAUAGGCGGCCAUUUAGACUGCUUAAUAUAUGCUCACGAAAAUGGAUGUCAAUGGGAUGUAAACACAACAAAAGCGGCUGCAGAUUACGGUAAAUUAAAAUGCUUACAGUAUGCACAUGAAAAUGGAUGCGAAUGGCAUAAAGGAAUAACGGAAUCGGCUGCUUAUAGAGGAGAUUUAAAUAUUUUAAAAUACGCUCACGAAAUUGGACGUCCAAUGGACGAAGACACAUAUAAAGUUACUAUUUUAGAAGGUAUGCUAGAAAUAUUGAAAUGGGCUCAUGAAAACGGUUAUAAAUGGAAUAAAAAAACAUCAAGGUUACUCGCUGCUAACGGGCAUUUAGAAUGUUUAAAAUAUGCCCAUGAAAUCAGCUACGAAUGGGACGAAGAAACAAUACUUGCGGCAGCCUUGCACGGUAAUUUAGAUUGCCUAAAAUAUGCCUAUGAACACGGAUGCGAUUGGGUUGAAGGUGUGAUUAGAGGUGCCAUUUCGAAUGGACAUUUAGAGUGCCUAAAAUAUGCUUAUAAUAAUGGUUGCGAAUGGGAUGAAGGCACCACGAGGGAAGCCGCCGCGAGCGGUUGUAUUGAAUGUUUGAUAUUUGCUCAUGAAAAUGGUUGUGAAUGGGAUGAAGGUACAAUAGUUACAGCUGCUGCACACGGUAAUUUAGAUUGCUUAAUAUAUGCUCACGAAAACGGGUGCGAGUGGGAUGAUGGUACAACAAGACUGGCCGCUGCAAAUGGUCAAUUUCUUUGUUUGAUAUAUGGCCAUGAAAAUAAUUGUCUUUGA
Daktulosphaira vitifoliae (grape phylloxera) is the source of this 1389-nucleotide messenger RNA. RefSeq lists its product as uncharacterized. Bases 1 to 1389 code for a protein of 462 amino acids. The transcript has a single exon. The record is from RefSeq and is a predicted model, not a curated record. NCBI's taxonomy places the organism in Eukaryota, Metazoa, Arthropoda, Insecta, Hemiptera, Phylloxeridae.